AUGGCGGCAGCGGCGGUCCCAAUGGCCGGCCUCCUGGAGGCCCUCCUGGCGGUCCUCCCAGAGGUCCUCCCGGAAAGCGGAGAUCCUUCUCCUGGUAACCCCUCUGGAUGGACGGGGUACUCACCCUUCCCUUACUCAGAUGAGUGGCAGCUGAAUCAUAAGCUCAACUCAUCUGUUGUGCCCGCCUGGGAUGGUCAUGGCUCCACGGCUAUUGACUAUAUCAGUUCUAUGUCAUUCCUGGCUAGAAUGAGUGACAAAAUGAAGGAAGGUGUAGCUGCCAUGGCCCCGUAUAAGUGGUCAGGCCGUGCGAAGAGCUGGUGGGAAUGUCUUCCAUUAACGGACCAAACGUACUUUCGUCAAGACUGGGAACACAUGAUGAUCGGUCUUUGUGUCCAGUUCCUCGACCUACGUUGGUCGCGUGAAAGGCUUUACGAGUUCGAAGCCAUGUUCUUCCGUCAGAAAGGGCAUACCACCGAAGAUCCCAUCGACUUCAUACAACGUAGAGUCCGUCACCAUAUGUUCCUUCACCCUGACGAUCAGGAUGGUCCAGGUGCGGUUGACCGCAUUUUGCGUAACCAACCCAUCGAAUGGGAAAAGGACCUCAAUGACGUGAAUUGCCCUUCCAUCUUCGCGCUACAAAGUGCGGCCAGUCGUUUGGCCACCAGUCUCAUUAAUGACUGGCAAAGCAGCGAGAUUCGCGCUCGAAAUACAGCAGUAGGCCAAGGAGACAAGCCCUCUGUUCCGGGCAAGGGACGUUAUGGGCGAACAGCACAUAACGUUUCUUUAGAUCCUCCUACUGGACCUCCAGCCCUAAUUCAUGACGAAGGCAGUGACUCGAGCACGGACGAGAGCGCCGAAGCUUUUGCAGCGACUUUCCGUAAGCGCAACGAGAAGGGUAGCGCGGCCAGUUCAUCAAAGUGGCCGAGGGGCAAAGUCAUGAACGGCGUAUCCUUCCCAAGGGAUGAUAGUGUUAAGAGUGCUAAGCCCCCUACCAACGGCGCUUGCUUCAUUUGCGAUAGUCCUUACCACUAUGCCAGAGACUGUAGUCACUAUGGAAAGUGGGAUGGUCUCCGUAACGCCAAUUUGAUAGACGUAGAUUUAGAUCACGAACUGGAGGCCGCUCACGACAGAGAGUACUUAGCUAUGAUUGUUGAAACACAGGCUGAGGCCUCUUCUUCCGCUUAUAUCGCUGGACUGAGUAAGACCUCGAAGGAAGCGUUCUGCAUGAGCGCUGAACUUACUGGAGCAAAAGCGUUACACGCCAAGAAAACAUUCAUGACGGAUAACCGAAACGUUCGUCGACGAAUGGCAAAUGAGUCCAAAGGCAAGGAAAAGGCUGAUUCCCCAACUGAAGAAACAAUUGUUAAACAGCUAUCGAGAGCUAAGCGUCGCCUAAGGGAUACGCCCCCUCCUUAUUCCCGCUAA
Laccaria bicolor S238N-H82 is the source of this 1425-nucleotide messenger RNA. RefSeq lists its product as uncharacterized. The coding region runs from base 1 to 1425 and encodes 474 amino acids. Lineage: Eukaryota; Fungi; Basidiomycota; Agaricomycetes; Agaricales; Hydnangiaceae. The transcript has a single exon. The record is from RefSeq and is a predicted model, not a curated record.